UCAGUGUGCCCUGAUGAUCAGUGUAGCCCCAGCAGUGCCACCUGUCAGUGUCCAUCAGUGACAGCUGUCAGUGCUCAUCAAUGCCACCUGCCAGUGCCCAUCAAUGCCACAUAUCAGUGCCCAUCUGAGCUGCCUUUCAGUGUUACCUAUCAGAGCCAGUCAGUGCCACCUAUCAAUGCCAUGUUGCCUAUCAGUGCCGCCUAUCAGUGCCAGUCAGUGCUGCCUAUCAGUGCUACCUAUCAGUGCUGCCUAUCAGUGCCAUAUAUGAGUGGUGCCUUUCAGUGUCCACCAGUGAUGCCUGUCAAUGCCCAUCAUUGCCAC
Staurois parvus is the source of this 321-nucleotide messenger RNA. NCBI's taxonomy places the organism in Eukaryota, Metazoa, Chordata, Amphibia, Anura, Ranidae. The record is from the annotation of a GenBank genome assembly.